AUGUUGAUCGUUUCGGCUUCGAAUGAGCCAAUGCAAGAGCCCACCAAUCUUCUCCAUUUCAACGAACGGGAGUUCAUUUUAUUCGACUUCUGGAAAGUCGGAACGGCCUUUGGUAAGUCAUUUACGAAUAGCAAAAACAAAGUUUGGCCGCUUUAAAAUGUGAGUUUAGGUAUGUUUGGAUCUAUGAUGAUUGUAUUUUUAAUCGCAAUAUUGCACGAAGCCGUUAUCGGUACUCGGGUUUUCGUCCUCCGUGAGAAUAUCCCCUUGUCCACAUACUCUACCGAGCAAUUAUAUGAGAACACAAUCAAUCAAAGGGUCGAGGAGAACGCACCCCGUGGCAUUCGAGGAGUCUUCAGGUACGCAUUUCACUUUAAUAUUAAUUUAUUCCCUCAUUAAUUUGGCUCUUUAAGUGGACUUGGCUCGAUUGUCUUGUUUUUUGUUUGCUGUCAUGAUUAUUUAUUUCAGAAGGAUUUCCAGUGCCUUCACGUGGUUCCGUAUCGGCAACUCGGUUCUCUACGGGGUUCAGUGGAUGUUGAUGGCUCUCCUUAUAUUAUUCAUCACCACUUUCAACAUCUGGAUCAUAAUUGCCGUCCUCUUGGGGAAGAUUGUGGGUCAUUUUAUCUUUCUGGGUUCUGCUCGGGUUUCGGAACAAUCCUUGAUUCUGGAAGGCGGCGUGGUGCGGGAAUCUCCCAUUCCCGAAAGACGCAUUUGUGCAUGA
Messenger RNA from Bursaphelenchus xylophilus (pine wood nematode), 718 nucleotides. Lineage: Eukaryota; Metazoa; Nematoda; Chromadorea; Rhabditida; Aphelenchoididae. The record is from the annotation of a GenBank genome assembly.